Calidris pugnax (ruff) is the source of this 1002-nucleotide messenger RNA. It is a transcript of the gene PRSS57, whose product is annotated as protease, serine 57. The transcript is spliced from 4 exons. NCBI's taxonomy places the organism in Eukaryota, Metazoa, Chordata, Aves, Charadriiformes, Scolopacidae. Gene Ontology annotation, molecular function: serine-type endopeptidase activity. The record is from RefSeq and is a predicted model, not a curated record. The annotation marks the transcript as partial. Gene Ontology annotation, biological process: proteolysis.
GGGAGCCGGAUCAUCGGGGGAAAGGCGGUGGCACCCCACUCCCGGCCCUUCAUCGCCUCCAUCCAGAUGGACGGGCAGCAUGUCUGCGGGGGCUUCCUGGUGUGGCCCAAGUGGGUGAUGACAGCAGCCCACUGCCUCAUUCCCAGGCGCAACCCCUCGGUGCGGGUUGUGUUGGGCGCCCACCGGCUGGAGGAGCCUGAGGAGUCCCAGCAGGUCUUCAGCGUCGCGGAGUCCAUCGCCCACCCGCACUACAACCCUCGCUGGGUGGACAACGACAUCCGACUGCUCAGGCUGAACAGGUCAGCCACGCUGAAUGAGUACGUGAAGCGGAUCCGCCUGCCCGCACCCCACAUCGACCUGAAGCCCGACACCGUCUGCCACGUGCUGGGCUGGGGGGACAUCUCCAACUACGGGGACCGGCCCACCGAGCUGAUGGAGACCAGCACCACCAUCGUCAAGCGGAGCUUCUGCCGGACGCUGUGGAGGGGCAAGGUCUCGCCCAACAUGCUGUGCGGGGCCAGCCGCAACACCACGCUGCAGGGCGUCUGCGCAGGAGACUCCGGGGGGCCCCUGACCUUCAAGGGAAAGGUUUAUGGCAUCGUCUCGUUCUCCGGGCAGAGAUGCGGGGACCGCCGGUACCCUGACAUCUACACCAAGAUCUCCAACUACAUCGACUGGGUGCAUGACACCAUCCAAGGGCACCACCAUCAGAAGGGGCAGCCAGAGCCCUAGCCGGGCUGGAGGGGUGUCCCGGGGGCAGAUGGGCUGCAGGGAGAGGGACCGGGGUGUCUUGGCUGCCUGGGAGCUCCCAGGAGGGGAGAAAAGGGCCAGGGCUCCCAGGUUCUCCCAGCUCCAGGGGGUUUGAGGGCUGAUGCUCAGGGCUCCUCAACCCAGGGCAGAGCAGGAGACUGUCUCUGCCUCUUGGGGAGGGGAGACACAUCCCCCCCCGGCUGCACAAGAAGCCCCAGCACCUCACUCAGCCUCUUGCAGCGGCAGCAUUUG